Messenger RNA from Hyalella azteca, 568 nucleotides. Its product is annotated as pro-resilin-like. The record is from RefSeq and is a predicted model, not a curated record. Gene Ontology annotation, cellular component: extracellular matrix. The annotation marks the transcript as partial. The transcript has a single exon. NCBI's taxonomy places the organism in Eukaryota, Metazoa, Arthropoda, Malacostraca, Amphipoda, Hyalellidae.
CUGUUGGUGGCGCUGGUGUGGGGGGUGGGUGUGUGCCAGGCCUCCCCCGUCAAGCCCCCUGACGCCACCCCCCCUAUCUUCUCCCAGCCCCAGCUCACCUACGGCGUCGUCAGGUUCGGACGAGGAUUACGACGAAGCCAAAUAUGUGUUCGAAUGGCAGGUCGCGGACGACGGCUCCGACUUCGGCCAGACGGAGACCCGCGACGGGGACCACACGCGCGGCUCGUACGUCGUGGGUCUGCCAGACGGACGACGACAGACCGUCACGUACCACGUCACGCAGGACUCGGGGUACGUUGCUGACGUCACGUACCAGGGGGAGGCUCAGUACCCUCAGCAGAGGCACGUGGCGUCACGUCCAGCGUACACGAACUAACGUACCCGACCUACGUUACGGGUCGGCAGGACAUUCGAGGAUUCCAUACAUUAAAUUUAUUAUAUUAUUAAAUCAAUAAAUACUUUAGAAUUGCGUCUCUUUGUAAACAAGUACGUAAACCUAUGAUCAAUAAUAUAAUCUAUGAUAUCUUCAUAUAUAGCGAAGAAAUUUUCCAUACAUUUUCAAACUAUU